CAUACCCCCACCACGUCCUCCGCACCUCUAUACCUAUCUACACUCAACGGUCAGAGUGAGAGUGUCCAUCCCUGACCAAUCUACAUGCUAUUACAAAUAUUUUGUACCGCCAAAAUUUGUAUUGAAAUGUCUGACAUUAAAACUGUCAUUGCGCUAUUAUGCAAACAUUUAGAUACAGCUGCUAAUGUUGCGCUUAAACCAGAACAUUUCAGACUAUCUAAAUUUGACAAAAAAUCAGAUGACACUGUCAGAGCGUUAUGGAAUGCAUUAUAUACCUUGAGUUGUUACGCUUUGGAUGAAGAUCAGGAAAAUGUCAAAUUCGAUAUUUGUAUUGCAGAUAAAUUUACAACAGUGAAAUUAAACUUUGCUUACUUACAAUACACUGCAGUAAACUUUUAUUCCCUGCUUCCAUCGGAUGACUGCAGUUCUAGAGAACUAAUCUUGGCCUUUGCUUGGCUGCUUGGAGCUCACAGCGUUUUGAAAGACAUAGUUAGAAAGAAAAUUGCUAGCAGUAACUUAGGGAGAGAAUAUUCUUCUGUUGAUAUAUCAGAACAGGAUGUUUCUGAAAGUGAACACUUACCAUCUUUAAAUGCCCAAAUAAAUAAUAUUAUGCACAUCAGUGGUAAAAUAAAUCACAAUAUGAAAGGAAUCACAGAACUAGUCAAUGAAAAAAUUAAGUUGACUGCAAAAGUCCAUGCAACCAGCAUAAAUGCAAGUGGUUUACCACAUUUAAGUGUGUCGGAAAUGGCAUUAACAAAGCGAUUGUCUGUACAGAAUAAGGACACCCCAUUAAAAGAUGAACAAAUAUUGCACGAAUUACAUAAUUUAGCAGUAAUGCUUGAUACGCAUGCAAAAUGGAAUAAAAAAAAACAUAUAUUCUUUGAUUGGAUGAUAACUGUAAUUGAUGAGCAUAAGAAAUGUAGAGCCAGUGAAUUCACACAGGACAAUCAAAAUGAAUUAAUAAAAUUUAUUUGUUUGCUACGUCAAUUAACAAAGUGCAAUUUGCGAAAUCUAAAACGUACAAGUAUUUCAACCAAGAAAUCAAAUAUCGAUUGGCAAUAUGCUUCUCGUUAUUUACGAACUAUGCAUAACGCUACAGAAACUGAAGAUUGGAUGUUAGAAACAAAAGCACAUUUAGAACAGACAGAAACUGAACUGGAAGAAAAGAAGAAAAUAUUGACGAAUCAAUUAAACGAACUGUUAAGUGCUAUUCCAAAUUGUAUUGAAGCAUAAUCGAUUAAACAUUCAUAAAAAUAGAAAUAA
Molecule: messenger RNA, 1263 nt
Organism: Cephus cinctus (wheat stem sawfly)
Lineage: Eukaryota; Metazoa; Arthropoda; Insecta; Hymenoptera; Cephidae
Product: tubulin epsilon and delta complex protein 1
Exons: 5
Coding region: 85-1233 (382 amino acids)
Source: RefSeq, a predicted model, not a curated record